This is a messenger RNA of Nipponia nippon (crested ibis), 1584 nucleotides long. The record is from RefSeq and is a predicted model, not a curated record. NCBI's taxonomy places the organism in Eukaryota, Metazoa, Chordata, Aves, Pelecaniformes, Threskiornithidae.
AUGCCCGUGGCCAUGACUGAUGCCUUGCUUGUGCCUGUGGCAGAUGCCACAUCCAUGCCUGUGAUGGAUGCCAUGUCCGUGGUGGAUGCUGUGUCCGUGGUGGAUGCCAUGUCGAUGUCCGUGGUGGAUGCCAUGCCCAUGCCCAUGGUGGAUGCCAUGCUCAUGCCCAUGGCAGCCCAAAUUGAAGUGAUCCCGUGCAAGAUCUGCGGAGACAAGUCCUCAGGGAUCCACUACGGCGUUAUCACCUGCGAAGGCUGCAAGGGUUUUUUUCGGAGGAGCCAGCAGAACAACGCCAGCUACUCCUGCUCCCGGCAGAGGAACUGCCUGAUCGACCGCACCAACCGCAACCGCUGCCAGCACUGCCGCCUGCAGAAAUGCCUGGCGCUGGGCAUGUCCCGCGACGCGGUGAAGUUCGGCCGCAUGUCGAAGAAGCAGCGGGACAGCCUCUACGCCGAGGUGCAGAAGCACCAGCAGAGCCAGGAGCAGAGCGGCGGCACCAAGGAUGAGCCCGAACCCCUGAGCCGUGUCUACACCACCAGCGUCAGCAGCGGGCUUUCGGACCUGGAUGAUAUCUCCACGCUGUCGGACGGGCUCCUCUUUGACUUCCCCCUCACCCCUGAUGGCAGCAACACCUACUACAACCUUGACCUGCUCACCUCGGCGCAGCCCUCGCCCGACCAGUCCAGCCUGGACAUGGCCGACGCCACGCUCAUCAAGCAGGAGUCCAUCUACGAGCUGAUGCUGGAGCCGGCCCUGUUCGCGCACGGCGCGCUGGAGGGCGGCCAGCUGGCUCCCGAUAUCUCCAUCCUUGAGAUUGACCGGGUGGCCCAGAACGUGGUGAAGUCGCACCUGGAGACGUGCCAGUACACGACGGAGGAGCUGAAGCGCCUGGCGUGGAGCCUCUACUCCCCCGAGGAGGUCCGCGCCUUGCAGAGCAAGAGCUGCGAGGCCAUGUGGCAGCAGUGCUCGCUGCAGAUCUCCAACGCCAUCCAGUACGUGGUGGAGUUCGCCAAGCGCAUCGACGGCUUCAUGGAGCUCUGCCAGAACGACCAAAUCAUCCUCCUGAAAGCCGGUUGCCUCGAGGUGCUCCUAAUCCGCAUGAUCCGCGCCUUCAACCCCUUGAACAACACCGUCCUCUUCGAGGGGAAGUUCGGCGGCGUGCAGAUGUUCAAGUCGCUCGGCUGCGACGACCUCAUCGGUGCCGUCUUCGAGCUGGGGAGGACCCUGUGCCGCCUGCAGCUGUCGGACGAGGAGCUCGCCCUCUUCACUGCCGCCGUCCUGCUCUCCCCGGAUCGGCCGUGGCUGACGGAGUCCAAGAAGGUGCAGAAGCUCCAGGACAAGAUCUAUGUGGCCCUGCAGCACGAGAUCCAGAAGAAACACUCCGCCGAGGACAAGCUCUCAAAGAUGGUUUCCAAGCUGCCCUUGAUGAAGACCAUUUGCAACCUGCAUUUGGACAAGCUGGAAUUUUUCCGUCUCCUGCACCCAGAGACCGCCAUGAACUUCCCACCCCUUUAUAAGGAGGUCUUCAACUCGGAGCUUCAGUACAGCGACCCACGGGAGAGCUAAGGCUGGAGCCACUGGCCC